Messenger RNA from Akanthomyces muscarius, 2088 nucleotides. RefSeq lists its product as uncharacterized. Gene Ontology annotation, cellular component: microtubule; cytoplasm; membrane. Lineage: Eukaryota; Fungi; Ascomycota; Sordariomycetes; Hypocreales; Cordycipitaceae. Gene Ontology annotation, molecular function: microtubule binding; GTPase activity; GTP binding. The transcript is spliced from 6 exons. Bases 1 to 2088 code for a protein of 695 amino acids. The record is from RefSeq and is a predicted model, not a curated record.
AUGGCCAUUAAAAAAUCAAUCACAAUGAAAGACAUCCAGGACAUGGACAACCCAGAGCGCCUUCGAUACUUUCAGGUCAUUGACGAUCUCCGGGGCUUUGGCAUCAACGAGGACCUACCGCUUCCACAGAUUGUCGUGGUUGGGGACCAGUCCAGCGGCAAGUCCUCCCUCCUGGAAGGACUCACCGGUCUCUCGUUUCCCAUUGCGUCGGACCUCUGUACUCGCUUCGCCACACAGAUCGUGUUGCGGCGGGUGCUGGGAGAAAAAACGACUGUGAAAGCAACCAUCGUCCCGGGCCCGUCUAGUCUUGACGACGAUGCGCAGAAAAAGCGGCUGCUCGAUUUCGACAUCGAAAUGGACGCGCAGGAACUCAUUGGUCCUAAAUUCUCUUGGAUUCUAGAUGAGGCUGCUGUGCACAUGGGUCUGCCGAACUCAGACGACCAAGAUCUUGAGGCGUUGGACAAGCGCUUCUCUGACGAUAUUUUACGGAUCGAGAUUUCAGGACCUGAUCAACAUCACCUGAGCGUGGUUGAUGUGCCAGGGCUUUUUCAUAAUCCCACGAAAUAUCAAACACGCGAGGAUCUGUCGGUAAUCAGAGGUCUCAUCGAAACCUACACGAGGGAUGCCCGGACAAUUAUUCUGGCGGUAAUGGAUGCGCGAAACAACUUGGCCAACCAGGAAGUGUUUAAAAUGGCACGCGCUGCCGAUCCUGCCGGUAUUCGGACUGUUGGCAUCAUAACAAAGUGCGAUGCAUUGCAGUCAGGUGACGAGCAAGGAGUCCUCCGAAUUGCGCAGAAUGCCGUGGAGCGGCUUCAGCACGGGUGGUUCGUGAUCCGGAAUAGGUCGACCAAAGAGAUACAGGAAGGCGUGACCAUCGCUCAGCGACAUGAAAACGAGCGUAGAUUUUUCCAAGGAGCCCCAUGGAAUGAACUUCCAAAGGAGCGAAUUGGUGUCAAAGCUUUGAAGCCCUUCCUGGGCCAGCUGCUGUACGAGCACAUCCGCCGUGAGUUCCCUGCUCUGGUCAGCGAAAUCGAAGCAUUGUAUAAAGAAACCCAGAAGAAGGUCGAGGCACUGGGCAGCUCCCGACAGACUGCCACAGAGCAACGUCAGUACCUAACACGCCUGGCCAACCGGUACCAGCGCAAUGUGGAAGAUGCGCUCAAAGGCAAUUACGACGAGGAACUUGAUCCGCAGAGUCGGCUGAAGCUGCGAAUGCACCUUCGCAAUCUGGCAGAUAAAUUCGAGGAGGAUAUUCGAACAAAAGGCUACAAGCUGCCGUUCGAACAGGCAAAUGGUGUAGUCGAUGCCGACUUUCUACAGCAUGACAAACCUGUCGAAGCUCCAGACAUUAUGGGAUGGAUCAGGAAACAGUACAGGGAAGCACGCGGUGCGGAACUGCCCGGCACCGUCAAUCCGGCGUUGCUGGUACGCCUAUUUCAGCAUCAAACGAGCAAUUGGGGCCAGAUCGCUAGCAACUAUCUCGAGCAAGUUAUGGGUCUUAUCACGGACUACACCAAAAUGGAAUGUCGCCGCGUCGAGGAUGAUGAGACAAUCCGCUCUUGUCUAGAAUCGCUUAUACUGUCACAUCUCGAUGAAGCAAACACCACGGCGCAGAAACGGCUCAAGGACCUGUUAAAAGAUGAACGGGGAGGUGUCUUACAGACCGUGAAUCACUACUUUGCAGUAACCCUGGAGAAGAUACGCAAAGAUCGUCUCCUUGCCCGUCUGAGUGGUCUCAAUCUGAAAGAGGAAGGUUGGGCUUACGCCACGGAUCCUGCAAAACUGACGGACAUGCUGCAUAUAAGUAAUGAAGACCAAGCUGUGAUGGACCUCCAUGAUGUAUUGAAGACAUACUACAAGGUAUCCAUGAAGAGAUUUGCUGAUUAUGUGGUGAUUAUGGUGGUUGAGAGAAUCUUGAGCGAGCCAGAAGCUCUCAAGAUCUUCUCGCCAGAGUACGUAGGUGGUUUGUCAGAUUCUUCACUGGCGGAAAUUGCUGCAGAAAGCUACACGGCAUCGACCACCAGAGUCGAUCUUAGGCAUCGGUGCGAAAGAUACCGCCAAGCACUUCAGAAGGCGAAAAGCCUUUGA